This is a messenger RNA of Phodopus roborovskii (desert hamster), 1591 nucleotides long. Its product is annotated as vitamin D 25-hydroxylase. Gene Ontology annotation, molecular function: oxidoreductase activity, acting on paired donors, with incorporation or reduction of molecular oxygen, reduced flavin or flavoprotein as one donor, and incorporation of one atom of oxygen; iron ion binding; heme binding. The record is from RefSeq and is a predicted model, not a curated record. Lineage: Eukaryota; Metazoa; Chordata; Mammalia; Rodentia; Cricetidae. Gene Ontology annotation, cellular component: cytoplasm; intracellular membrane-bounded organelle. The transcript is spliced from 5 exons. The coding region runs from base 1 to 1506 and encodes 501 amino acids. Gene Ontology annotation, biological process: xenobiotic metabolic process.
AUGUUGGAGCUACCCGGAGCCCGGGUGUGUGCCGCCGCGCUCGCGGGCGCUCUCCUCCUGUCGCUUUUCGUGCUGGUGGUCCGCCAGCUCCUGAGGCAAAGGCGACCGGUGGGCUUCCCCCCGGGGCCGCCGCGGCUGCCGUUCAUUGGCAACAUCUGCUCUCUGGCCAUGUCUACCGAGCUUCCCCACGUCUACAUGAGAAGGCAGAGCCGCGUGUAUGGCGAGAUUUUCAGUUUAGAUCUUGGAGGCAUAUCAACUGUGGUUCUAAAUGGCUAUGAUGUAGUAAAAGAAUGCCUUGUUCAUCAAAGUGAAAUUUUUGCAGAUAGACCAUGCUUUCCUUUGUUCAUGAAGAUGACAAAAAUGGGAGGCUUACUCAAUUCCAGGUAUGGCCGAGGAUGGAUUGAUCACAGAAGAUUGGCUGUUAACAGUUUUCACUGUUUUGGAUGUGGCCAAAAAUCUUUUGAAUCUAAAAUCAUAGAAGAAACUUGUUUUUUAAUUGAUGCUAUUAAAACAUACAAAGGGAAACCUUUUGACCUCAAGCAACUAAUAACAAAUGCUGUUUCAAACAUAACUAAUCUGAUCCUUUUUGGAGGACGAUUCACUUAUGAAGACACUGAUUUUCAGCAGAUGAUUGAAUUAUUUAGUGAAAAUGUGGAACUAGCUGCUAGUGCUCCAGUCUUCCUGUAUAAUGCAUUUCCAUGGAUUGGCAUCUUACCUUUUGGAAAACAUCAGAAGCUAUUCAGAAAUGCAGAUGUGGUCUAUGAUUUCCUCUCAGGACUUAUUGAAAAAGCUGCAGUCAACAGAAAGCCCCAUUUACCUCAGCAUUUUGUUGAUGCCUAUUUAGAUGAGAUGGAUCAAAGUAAAAAUGAUCCUUUAUCUAUGUUCUCCAAAGAGAAUCUAAUUUUUUCAGUGGGUGAACUCAUCAUUGCUGGAACUGAAACUACGACCAAUGUGCUACGCUGGGCAAUUCUUUUCAUGGCCCUUUAUCCUAAUAUUCAAGGACAAGUUCAUAAAGAAAUUGAUUUAAUUAUAGGCUACAAUAGGAGGCCUUCUUGGGAAGACAAGUGCAAAAUGCCUUAUACUGAAGCAGUUUUACAUGAAGUUUUAAGAUUCUGUAAUAUAGUUCCACUGGGGAUUUUCCAUGCAACCUCUGAAGAUGCAGUUGUACGUGGUUAUUCCAUUCCUAAAGGCACAACAGUCAUUACAAAUCUUUAUUCUGUUCACUUUGAUGAGAAGUACUGGAAAGACCCAGACAUGUUCUGUCCUGAGCGAUUUCUGGACAGUAGUGGACAUUUUACUCGAAAGGAAGCUUUCAUUCCUUUUUCUCUAGGGAGAAGACACUGUCUUGGAGAACAACUGGCUCGGAUGGAAAUGUUCUUGUUUUUUACAGCAUUGCUUCAGCAAUUUCAUUUGCAUUUUCCACAUGAGCUAGUUCCAAACCUGAAACCCAGGUUGGGCAUGACAUUGCAACCCCAGUCCUACCUCAUCUGUGCAGAAAGACGCUAAAAGUACACACUGUAUUAGAGGAUUACCUUGUUUAAUCAAUAAUAAUAUUUGGGCCAAAGCCACAGUUUUAUAAAGCCAAGUGAAC